Molecule: messenger RNA, 4419 nt
Organism: Pezoporus occidentalis (night parrot)
Lineage: Eukaryota; Metazoa; Chordata; Aves; Psittaciformes; Psittacidae
Gene: GTF2I
Product: general transcription factor IIi
Exons: 35
Coding region: 62-3124 (1020 amino acids)
Cellular component (GO): nucleus
Molecular function (GO): DNA-binding transcription factor activity
Source: RefSeq, a predicted model, not a curated record
AGGACCGAGCCCCUUGUGUGAGCCGCUGCCCGAGCCCUGGGGUGGGGGUGCCGGGCAGCUCAUGAAGAAAAUGGCCCAAACUACUGCACCAGCAACAUCCAUUCGUGAUAAGGAUUUCUCUGAAAGCAGAAUGGUGAUUACAUUCCUCAUGUCAGCACUUGAGUCAAUGUGUAAAGAACUUGCCAAGUCCAAAGCAGAAGUUGCCUGUAUUGCUGUGUAUGAAACAGAUGUGUUUGUAGUUGGAACUGAGAGAGGAAGAAGCUUUGUCAAUUCUAGGAAGGAUUUUCAGAAGGAUUUUGUUAAAUACUGUGUUACAGAAGAGGAGAGAGCUGCAGAAUUGCAGGAAACAAAGACUAUACCACCUAUAAAUAGACUGCCAGUGGAUACUGUGGAACUCGAAGCUCUCAGGAAGUCUGUGGAGGACUUUUUCUGCCUUUGCUAUGGUAAAGCUUUAGGAAAGUCAACGGUGGUACCUGUGCCAUAUGAGAAGAUUCAGAGGGACCAGUCUGCUGUGGUAGUGCAGGGCCUGCCUGAAGGACUUGCAUUUAAACAUCCAGCAAAUUACAGUGUUUCAACCCUCAAAUGGAUUUUGGAAAACAAGUCAGGGAUCUCAUUUGUCAUUAAAAGGCCUUUCCUAGAGCCAGAGAAACACCUAGGAGCUGCUAUGACAGAUCCAUCACAAUCAAUUAUACCUCCAGGUGGAAGUUGUACUCCUGUUAAAGUGAAGACAGAACCGAACGAGGACUCAGGAAUUUCUCUGGAAGUGUCAACAGUAACAGUGAAGGAGGAACCAGAUGAUCCUGAUUACUAUCAAUAUAAUAUUCCAGGCCCUUCCGAAACAUCAGAGGUGGAUGAAAAAAAUGUUCUUGCAAAAACUUAUACAGGAAGCCACCAGGGUUCCGAUUGCAGAGAAGGAGCAGAUGAGGAAAUACCAGUAGAAGAUUCCUCCCAGCAAACCCCUUCAGAAACGAGUGAGAAUCCUGAGGUCGAGGUCACCAUUGAAGAUGAUGAUGACUACUUGCCCCCUAACAAGAGACCAAAGAACACUGAGUCACCUAAUGAAGCUGCCAGUACUGGGAGAAGAAAAGUGAAAGAGUUCAAUUUUGAGAAAUGGAAUGCGCGAAUUACAGAGUUGAGAAAGCAAGUUGAAGAGCUGUUUGAGAAAAAAUACGCACAAGCUAUAAAAGCAAAAGGUCCUGUGUCUGUCCCAUACCCACUCUUCCAGGCACAUGUGGAAGACUUAUACGUGGAAGGGCUGCCAGAAGGAAUUCCCUUCAGGCGGCCAUCCACCUACGGCAUUCCCCGUCUUGAGAGGAUACUUCUAGCAAAGGAGCGGAUCCGGUUUGUGAUUAAAAAGCAUGAGCUUUUGAAUUCAACACAAGAUGUAUCAUUGCACAGACGUGUUGCAGGAAAUACGUUGAAAGAGGAGUGGCUUGCCAAAAUGACCAAACUGAGAAAGACGGUAGAUCAACUCUUCUGUAAAAAGUUUGCCGAGGCCUUGGGGAGCACUGAGCCUAAAGCUGUUCCAUACCAGAAAUUUGAGGCCCAUCCUAAUGACCUCUAUGUCCAAGGGCUGCCAGAUAACAUCCCCUUUAGGAGUCCUUCCUGGUAUGGAAUCCCUCGCCUAGAAAAAAUCAUUCAAGCGGGCAACAGAAUAAAGUUUGUGAUCAAGAGGCCAGAGCUUCUAAGUGUCUUUUCAACUGAAGUUAUCCAAACCAAGUCAAACACCCCAGUGAAAGAAGAUUGGAACAUCAGGAUCGCAAAACUAAGAGCGCAAGUAGAAGAGAUAUUUAAUACGAAGUUUGGCCAAGCUCUGGGGCUUUCAGAGGCAGUGAAAGUUCCCUAUCCUGUAUUUGAAUCAAACUCUGAGUACUUGUACGUUGAAGGCUUGCCAGAAGGAAUCCCCUUCCGGAGUCCCACGUGGUUUGGAAUUCCACGCCUUCAAAGAAUUGUCCGUGGGAGUGGCAAAAUCAAAUUUGUUGUUAAAAAGCCUGAGCUUGUCACCUCCUAUUUGCCUCCAGGACUGGCUAGUAAAAUAAACACUGAAGCAAUGAGUCCAAAUUGUUCAAAAGGAUCACAGAGUCCUGCGGGUAACUCAACUGUUCCAGAGAUUGAAGUUACUGUUAAUGAAGGUCCUAAUAAACCACAAACAACAGAUGCUGGCACCAAUUCUCAGACCAAUGGGUCCAAUAUGACUUACAAGCCACGAAGGAAAGAGUUUUCUUUUGAGGCGUGGAAUGCCAAAAUUACUGACUUAAAGCAGAAAGUCGAAAAUCUUUUUAAUGAAAAAUGUGGUGAAGCUUUGGGGCUGACUGAACCGGUGCAGGUGCCAUUUGCGUUGUUUGAAUCGUCCCCGGAGGUUUUCUGUGUGGAAGGACUACCCGAGGGGGUGCCAUUCCGCCGACCUUCUACUUUUGGAAUUCCAAGACUAGAGAAGAUCCUGAGAAACAAAUCUAAGAUAAAAUUCAUUAUUAAAAAGCCUGAGAUGCUUGAGGCAGCUGUUAAGGAAAUUUCUGCUAGAAGCCCCCAAAGUAAAAAUAAUUCAUCAAAUAAACCCGAUACAGCAAGCACCCCAACAAACACAGUGGCGAACACAGCAGUGAGCACAGCUGCAGGUGUUGAAGAUCUUAACAUCAUUCAAGUAACUAUACCAGAUGAUGAAAAUGAGCGACUGUCAAAAGUGGAAAGGGCCAGACAAUUGAGAGAGCAAGUCGGUGAUCUUUUUAGCCGGAAGUUUGGUGAAGCCAUUGGUAUGAAUUUUCCUGUGAAAGUCCCAUACAGAAAAAUCACCACCAACCCUGGCUGUGUGGUGGUGAAUGGGCUGCCUCCUGGUGUGGCAUUUAGAGCUCCCAGUUACCUGGAAAUCAGCUCCAUGAGGAAGAUUUUGGAAUCCGCAGAGUUUAUCAAAUUUACUGUCGUUCGACCAUUUCCAGGACUUGUGAUUAACAAUCAGCUGAUGGAAAAAGCUGAAGCAGAAGCACCACCAGCAGCACCACCAGCACCACCAGCAGCACCAGUACUACCAGAGCCAGCUGACCCAAGCCAAAUGGAAGUGUCUGUAAGAGAAAUUACAGAAACAGAAGAAAAUCCUCAAAUAAAGCAAGAGCCAGACCCAACGUGGUAGACCUCAUCAGGGCUGGAGACCACUCAAGCACAUAUUUAAUCUCACAUUUGUUGAGAGCCAUAUUCAGCUUCUGCAUGCUUCCUGAAUCCAGGCCUAAAGAACUCCAAAGACAAUGCCAGCUACUUAUAUCUGUAAUAAGAUCCAGAGCUGCAUUAAACUAACUGACUUUUGUAAUUUGUCUUAUCUAAUCAGAAGAUCCAGUUCUGAGAAGAGCCUGCUGGGAAUGUCUGGAGCUGUGUAAUGGAGCUGUGUAAUAUAACUGUAUAAGAGAAGUACCUUCUAUACAAACCCUUUUUAUAUUUUUAGAUAGAAAUGUCUACUUUUUCAGCAGAUCUGUGAAUUGACUUAAAUGAAAGAAUGACUGUAGAUUUGGAAUGGCUAGGUUUAAUUUGGAAUAUAUUAUAAGGACUAAAUUUGAUGCAGCAAUGCUGGGGAGAGGACAAGGAUUAAAAUCAACAGGGACUUAACAGCGACUGUCUGUGUUUCCCAGUAAAGCUGAAUUUCACCUCACCUAAUGCAUCAUAGCUUUUGUAAUGCAGAAAAAUUCCUGCAAGUAGUUCAGUUUGUUAGUUUUACUUAAAAAAAAAAAAAAAACACAAACAUUACUUUUUGGUUCUGACUGCUUUAAUGGCUGAUUGAACAAUACUAUCUGUAUAUUUGAACAGAUUUUUCCUAGGAUACCUGUUGCAAUUCAUAUGAUUUUCAUAAAUAAAAGAUCAACUGGUUCACUUGACCUUUAGCACGCAGUAAUGAGAUGGACGGUGAAAUGGUCACUAUUUCAGUGUGUGGAUUAGGAACCCAUUUAACUUAAACCGUGUUAGAGAUUGUUCCAUUAACUCGAAGUAGUAAAUGCAUGUUUUCUCAGGAUAUCACAUGGUUUCUAUGACGGGUCUGAUCUCACAGCCCUAAUGUAGGCAAAGCCCAUGUGGACCCGUGUGAGAGCGUUUCUCAUGAAGGCUCUGCAGAUGCCCUUCUGAUCUCUAGAAGUAGUUAUAGAAACGUGUGCGCCAAGCUUCUGUAAGUCCCACUCUGCCAAAAGUUAAGAGCCUUGUAGUCCCAGUGACUCCCAUAUGGUGUAAGAGACUCAUGUACACAUUUAAGUUUCACAAACUGUAAGAGAUGUCAAGUUCUGCUUGUAUGAUAAUCUCCAUAGCAGAAGAUGCAGAUUAUUGUAAAGGUUUCUUGUUCUGGUUUGGUUGUGGUUUUUUAUUGGCAUGAGUUUGGGAUGACUGCAUUAUGCACAAAUGGUAAAUCUUAUGCCCUGACUAAGAAAUAAAGACCUUUCUGAUGGUUUU